CAGAAUUUGCAGGAAAGCAGUUGACAUUUUACAACACGAUAACAGUAUUUUUAUCUUUUUUAGGGUGAAUUAUCACAGAAUGAUGUUACAAAAUCUAACAAACAUGACAAGCGUCAGAGAGUUCCAUUCAGCUGAAAAUGUUUUGUUACUAUUCCUGUACACAUUCAUCCUAGUUGUAGGUUUUAUUGGGAACAGUCUAGUAGUAUGUUUUUUUGGGUUCAAGACAAAAUACCGAAAAUUAUUCCACCAUUAUCUGCUACACUUAGCCUUUGCAGAUAUGAUAGCAUCAGUCGUCACUUCAACACAUUAUUUAUAUAACACAGCUACAAUGAAUAAAUGGAUUUUGGGUACGGAAUUAUGCAAAACUUUAUCAUCACUGGGUCCCGUAACAGUCAAUGUAUCAGCUUGGAUUAUAACAAGUAUUGCUAUUGAACGACAUAGAGGGAUUAACAAGCCUUUUCAAAAGCGUCUUGGAAAAUAUUCUAUUCAUUUUAUAAUGAUUUGUAUUUGGACAUUGUCGUUCUUGUUGUUGAUACCAUACAUAAAAUCAAUGGUGGUUCAUUAUGGACAAUGCAUGCCAGUUUGGAAAAACGAAGUUUACGAGUUUGUUUAUUCAAUUGUAACAUUGACAAUUCAAAGUAUUAUACCAUUUUGCAUGAUGCUAACCAUAUUUGCCGGGAUCAAAAAAACUGUAAAAAAUGGAAAAACUCUUUCUGUUCAUUACAAAGUACCACUGUUUAAAAAGCAAAACGAAAGUAAACUUGCACGUAACUUAAGCACAAAAAGUUGCAUUGCUAAACAAAAUCGAGACAAAAAACUGCUACAAAUGUUGUCUGCUGCAUUUGUUGUUUUUAUUUUAUGUUCAUUGCCGUAUAACUUGUUUUACACAAUCAGCAUUUAUGUGGUACGUAUUCAACAAAAGAAAGUAGACAUGAAAAUUUUAUUUAAAGCAAAUGUUUGGCUCUCGUCUAUUGUGGUGAUGAACUCGUGUAUGAAUUUCUUUAUUUACGCUGGACUAGACAAAAAUUUCAUGAACUACUGCAAGUCAUUUCUCCUCAGGAAACAAGAAAACCGAGAAAGAAUAGACACAGGAACAUCUCGACUUACUGAUGAGCAUACAAGAUAUUAGAUGACACAUUGUCCUCAAAAAAAAACUUAUUGGAUUAAGGACAUACUGUAGAUAAAUAUAUAUUAAAAACAUUUUUAUCAGACAAAGCCUGCCUUAUUUCCUUUUUUUCAAACUAGCAAAAAAACGUCUGAUGUGAAAUGCCAUUUGCAUGACUGCUUUGGUGUCAUAUUUGACACUUAUAUGGGGAGCAAAACAAUAGCACCAUAACCUGGUCCAAUUAGACACCCCUUGGGGUGCUUAACAUAGUCUCUUUCUCUGCAGAAAAAUAUAUUAGCAACCGUUAUCAGACAAAAGAGUGAAAACGUCAUUG
Messenger RNA from Hydractinia symbiolongicarpus, 1439 nucleotides. Its product is annotated as neuropeptide Y receptor type 6-like. Gene Ontology annotation, molecular function: G protein-coupled receptor activity. NCBI's taxonomy places the organism in Eukaryota, Metazoa, Cnidaria, Hydrozoa, Anthoathecata, Hydractiniidae. The coding region runs from base 80 to 1129 and encodes 349 amino acids. The transcript has a single exon. Gene Ontology annotation, cellular component: membrane. Gene Ontology annotation, biological process: G protein-coupled receptor signaling pathway. The record is from RefSeq and is a predicted model, not a curated record.